Messenger RNA from Pararge aegeria (speckled wood butterfly), 1214 nucleotides. RefSeq lists its product as uncharacterized. Bases 272 to 1108 code for a protein of 278 amino acids. The record is from RefSeq and is a predicted model, not a curated record. The transcript has 3 exons. NCBI's taxonomy places the organism in Eukaryota, Metazoa, Arthropoda, Insecta, Lepidoptera, Nymphalidae.
GUCAAUUGUCAAAAUAUUCCUCGAUGAAUUUUUGUUGACUACUGAACACUCUGAUACUCUCUUCGUUGUUGAUUUAUUAGUCAAUAACAAGGUCAACAUUGCAGUAUUGAUUAACUUAAUAAUAAUUGUAAUUAGCACAAACGGACGUUCUUUCCUUUGAGAAUCGAUAUGUAACAAGAUUGGCAGUGAAAAACAUCGUGGAAUAAAAAGCAGAAAAGAAAUAAACUAAAUUCAGAAUAUGGUUGUGUAUUUAAUUUAAAUUUAAAAAAUCAUGGACACUAAUGAAGUAAUUCGUAAAGCAGUCACACUUUACGAAAGUAACCGCUCUUUAUGGGACCCAAAUCAGGAGCACUAUUUUAAUAAAAAGAAAAGGGAGAGGAUAUGGCGUAGAAUUUCAUUGGAAGUAAACAUACCUAUACCCGAAUUAAAAAAGAAAUUGAAUUCACUUUUAGGCUCUUACAGACGUGAAAAGUCACGGGAAAACAAAAGCAAAUUAAGAUCAGGCGGAGGCAGGGUUUACAGAUCAAAAUGGUUUGCCUACCCGUGGUUUGCCUUUUUAUCAAACAAGAACAUACCUAGCCAUACUAAGGACACUGUGGGAGAUGAGUCUCAAAAUAUUGCUGAACCCAACCGUGAUAAAAACACGGAAAGUAGUUCUAGCAUUGAAUCUCAAAAUAUAACAGAUUCAUCUUCUACUUUAGAAAAAAGGACAAAUGCAUCAAAUUCAGAAAAUGUUAUGGGAGCACCAUGGGCAAAAACCAAAACGAGAAAAGGAUGCUUGAAAUUAUUAUCAAUGAGUGAAAGCACAAGCUCCAGCAGAACUCUGGAUCAUUUUGACUCAUUUGGUAAUUAUGUUGCAAAUGAGCUGCGGAAGUAUGAUAAACACCUUGUACCUCAUGUAAAAAGAGCAAUUUUGGAAGUUGUGUUUCAAGCAGACACGGGGCAAUUCCCUGUUCAUCAGGGAUACUACACUUCUGGCUAUCAUACAUCAUCACCUUCCACAGAUCCCAUAGCAUCGCCUCCACAAGUCCAAAGAGAAGAAUCUUCUGACUCAACAAGCGAAAAAUUAAAUAUGGAUUCUGACACAGAUGAAAAAAUUACUCUUUAAGAAUAUAAUAUAAAAUAAAGGUGUCAAUUCUGUUGUACACAAAUUUCUAAAUUAUGUGAAAAUUUUAGCCCUACUUUCAGACCUAUCAAAUUAGUUUUUACAAUAA